Alligator sinensis (Chinese alligator) is the source of this 2715-nucleotide messenger RNA. RefSeq names its product myosin regulatory light chain interacting protein (gene MYLIP). Gene Ontology annotation, biological process: ubiquitin-dependent protein catabolic process. The record is from RefSeq and is a predicted model, not a curated record. Gene Ontology annotation, cellular component: cytoskeleton. NCBI's taxonomy places the organism in Eukaryota, Metazoa, Chordata, Crocodylia, Alligatoridae. Gene Ontology annotation, molecular function: ubiquitin-protein transferase activity. Bases 214 to 1356 code for a protein of 380 amino acids. The transcript has 7 exons.
CCUCCGCUGCUGGGAAUUGAAGGUGACUGUGAAGAGACAAAGCCCUGCCUGGGGUGGUCUAGGUGGGGAUGGCUCUGCUUCGAGCAGGGGGUCUGGUCCGACCAGGUGUGCCGGCGGCUGGGGAUCAUCGAGGUGGAUUACUUUGGGCUUCAGUUCACCGGCAGCAAAGGCGAGAACCUGUGGCUGAAUCUGCGCAACAGGAUCUCGCAGCAGAUGGAUGGGCUGGCGCCGUACCGCUUCAGACUGCGUGUCAAGUUCUUCGUGGAGCCGCACCUCAUCCUACAGGAGCAGACCAGGCAUAUGUUUUUCUUGCAUAUAAAGGAGGAUCUUUUGGCUGGUAAUCUGCAAUGUUCUUCAGAGCAUGCAAUUGAACUUAGUGCAUUGUUGGCUCAGGUGAGGUUUGGAGAUUACAACCAGAACACAGCCAAGUACAGCUAUGAAGAGUUAUGUGCGAAGGAGCUCACCACUGCCACCUUAGAGAGCAUUACUGCAAAGCACAAGGAACUAGAAGGUUUGAGUCGGGCAUCAGCUGAGUACCAGAUUCUUCAAAUUGUGUCAGCUCAGGAGAACUAUGGAGUAGAGUGGCACUCGGUGAGAGACAGUGAAGGGCAGAAACUUCUUAUUGGUGUUGGUCCUGAAGGCAUUUCCAUCUGUAAAGAUGAUUUCAGCCCCAUUAACAGGAUUGCUUAUCCUGUUGUUCAAAUGGCAACUCAGUCUGGGAAGAAUGUGUAUCUGACCGUCACAAAGGAGUCUGGUAAUAGUGUAGUUCUCUUAUUUAAGAUGGUCAGCACCAGAGCAGCAAGUGGACUCUACAGAGCAAUUACAGAGACUCAUGCAUUUUACAGAUGUGACACAGUUACAAGUGCUGUCAUGAUGCAGUACAGUCGAGAUCUAAAGGGCCACCUAGCAUCCUUGUUCCUGAAUGAAAACAUUAACCUUGGUAAAAAAUAUGUCUUUGACAUUAAACGAACAUCCAAAGAGGUUUACGAUCAUGCAAGAAGGGCUCUUUAUAAUGCUGGUAUUGUGGAUCUUGUUUCAAGAAGUGAUCAGACUCCACCAAGUUCUCCUCUUAAGUCUUCAGAAAGUAGUAUGAACUGUGACAGUUGCGAGGGUCUUAGCUGCCAGCAAACCAAGGCUCUUCAAGAAAAGUUGCGGAAGCUGAAGGAGUCUCUUUUAUGUAUGGUGUGUUGUGAAGAAGAAAUAAAUUCAACCUUUUGUCCCUGUGGCCACACAGUAUGCUGCAAAGCCUGUGCUACCCAGUUGCAGUCAUGUCCAGUCUGUAGGUCUCGAGUAGAGCAUGUCCAGCAUGUGUACUUGCCAACCCACACCAGUCUUCUCAAUCUGACAGUGAUAUGAUCUCCGUGUGUGCUUUUGAACCAUCAUGUACUCUUACAAACUGCACUAGUCUGAACUACCAUUGAUUGUGAAUAAGGCAAUCACUCCAGCACCAGUCUGCAAUCAGAAGCAAAAGUUCUACAACCCUAGUCAUCAAUAUUCUUUUUUCAGCAUGCCCAAGAAGACCUUUGGGAUGCCUUGUGAAAAUAGAAUUCUAAACAAAUUCGUGUCACAUUAAAAGGAGGCAAAAGUACCUUUUGAUGCAUGAGUUUGCAACAUGGUAUUAUAGCUAUAAGCUAGAUAACCCUGUAGAAAUGUGGUGUAAGCAUAUAGAUAUUCCCAGCAGGGGCAAUUCAGUAUGUAAUUUUACACUUUUAUAAUUUUGUUUAUAUUUUCUUCCUUUAGUGUGAUCAAUCCAUUUAUUUUUAGUAGCAAAACUAGUUUUUACGAAGCUGCAACAAUUUUACUAUGGUUCAUAGUUUCUGCUUUUAGCACAUUGUUCUAAAGUUGGGGGUGGGGGAGUUUAAAAUUAAUGUUUUUAAAUUUAGGAUUGCAAGGCUUUUAACAGGGAGGUGCAUUUAAAUCAGCAGUUUAGUCAGCACUAAAUAGAUUUAAUCCAAAUCUUGAUGGUAUGAUUUUGGAAGUUUUGCAAUAGAUCUUAACUUCUGGGUAUUGAGGGUUAGUAUGAAAAAUCUUCAUGAGCAAAGGUUGCCCCAUUAAGGAACUGUUCUGGGACUCUACAUACAUAUCAAACGGGAACAAAACUAUUUCCGCUUGGGAUGUUAUUCUUAUCCUACCAAAAAGAUGCUUCCAGUUUGCCACAAACUGUAAAUCAGUCUUAGCUGUUGUUGGCUGAUUUUACUAAAACUAUCGAAACGCAUACCAUUUUCCAAAAUAAGCUGUGUAUAAUCUUUAAGUGCUUUCCUGAGUUAACUCUUGAUUGGCUUGGUUGUCUUUCAUGCUAAAAAACCCAUUGUUGUUCUCCACUCCCACUUGGGCAUUUUGGACUAUGGUCUACUAGUAUAUUCUCUGAGAUUUAGAGGAAACUAGAGAACCAUAUUUGGGUGCAAUACUAGCUGAAUCAAAGCUAGAAAACUACACUGUCACUUUACUGAGAUUUUUCUGAGUAUACUUUUCAUAUUGCCUUAAUGUAGCAGUAAUGUGUGUAUGCAUUUGUUUCUUUGCACAGACAUUUUGUCAAAAUAUUAAAACUCUACUUUUUUAUGACACAUAUUAGCAUAUAAACCUUACUCCAAGAGGGUAUUUAUUUUUUCACUUUGUAAGGAAAUUUUGUUUCCACAUUGAAGCAAGAACUCUGUCCUAUAUCAUAGACAACUUCUGUCUUUUUGUAUUCAGGUUAAUAAAGGACUUUAAAACCAA